Molecule: messenger RNA, 1764 nt
Organism: Microthlaspi erraticum
Lineage: Eukaryota; Viridiplantae; Streptophyta; Magnoliopsida; Brassicales; Brassicaceae
Source: the annotation of a GenBank genome assembly
AUGGGUGCGCAGAUAAUUCUCUUCGACGGCUUCGAGGUGGUUCCUCCGCCGGAGAUGAACGACCUAAUACUCUUCGGAAGCGAACAGUCCGGUGGUUCAAACUGCGACGAAUCAACGGUGACCACCGAAGAAGACAGCACUGUUUUCUCCGGAGAUAGCUCGCCGGGAAGAGCUCAGGCUGAAGAGGAAUGGCCCGAAGAAGAGACAACACCUUUCUCUUUCUACAUAGUUAAGCAACCUGCUUAUGACGAUCCCGAGAUCAAAGCCAAGAUCGAUGAAGCUGAUUCCGAGAUUUAUCAGUUUAAUAAACUCCGAAUUGAUCUCUCCAAUGCACAGAAAUCCGAAAGGGCUGAGAUUUCGUCUCUGUUAUCUCAAAUGGAGAGCUUGGUGAUUAAGUGUGAAGGAGACAAAGUGGUGUUUGAGGAGAAGAUGAAGGACUUUGAUACUCUUCAUGAAUCUCUCCGGAAUCUCCGGUGCUCUGUUAGUGACCAGCUUUGUGUUUCCAAGGAGGAGCUUGAUCAUCUUAUCUACAUAGCGCAUUACGUGAUUGAACAUGGAAGCACCGGUUUUGAGGAAGAAGAUUGGGUUCUUAAGGAGACAGAGAAGCCUGAUGGGUUAAUACCGCUCAGUGAGGAGUCUCUUGCAAAGAAAGAAGCUUUCAUACAGAGUCUCAAGGCAAUGGCUGUGGAACUGAAUGAAGUAAGGAAGGAGGUGGAUGCGAUUACUUGGAACUUGAACCACCUGAGUGACAAAAUGGGCAAGAGUCAGAACAAGAUCAAGGCUUUGGAUGUGGAAAUGGCACAUGUGCUUGAAAAGAGAGACAGAUCUUAUGAAAGGAUCAAGAUGCUGAGGAUAAGGCGAGACAGAGGGAAUGCGGCGCAUUUCCAGAACCUUGCUGUGAUGAGGAAAGCUAAAGAAUUGGCUGCAACUGGAAAUGUUAGAGAUCUAGAAGUGUUUGCUAGCUCUGAGGUUGAUAGAUUCAUGAGUCAUUGGAACAAUGACAAGGCUUUCAGGGAUGAUUACGUGAAGAGGACCUCGCAGUCACUCUACGAAAGGCAGCUUAGCCGAGAUGGGAGGGUUAAAGAUCGUGAAAAGCAAGCGCCGGUCAAGACUAGAAAGGAAGGUGUGGCGUUACAGAGCAAGAACAGAGACGAUUCAAGCUCAAACUCGUCUCAGAAUGGAGAAGGCAUCGUCUCAGAAAGAAAGGUGAAUGAUCUCAACAGGUCGAGUGCUGAGGAGAGUGAUGUUGUAGAUUUGGUGUAUGAGAGCCCCAAAAAGGAAGAAGAAGAGGUUGAGGUUGAUGAAGAGACAUUGAAGGAGAGGAAAAGAGAAGAGCAGGCAGAGAAAGCUCGUUUGGCUAUGGAGAGGAAGAGGAAGCUGCAAGAGAAAGCUGCUGCUAAAGCUGCUGUCAGAGCUCAGAAGGAAGCUGAAAAGAAACUCAAGGAGUGUGAGAAGAAGGCGAAGAAGAAAGCUGCAGCUGCAAACUCUCCUUCUCGUUCAGAAUCAAACCAAUCACGAGAAGCAAACAAUGGUAUGGAAAAGGUUAGGACUUUGGCAGUCUCAGGGAAAGAGAGAAUCCAGAAGGAGGAGAGAUUACUGUUCCCAAAGCAGAGAUCUUUCAGGUACAAACACCGUGGAAGAGGCACAGAAGCUCUCCCUAAAGCCAUCCUUAACCGUAGAAAGGCUCACAGAUAUUGGGUUUGGGGUCUCUCCUCUGCUGCUCUUGCUCUCGCCCUCGUCCUCGUCUUUUUACUUUUCCGGUGA